Oncorhynchus tshawytscha (Chinook salmon) is the source of this 7519-nucleotide messenger RNA. RefSeq names its product death-inducer obliterator 1. The transcript is spliced from 16 exons. Gene Ontology annotation, biological process: DNA-templated transcription; apoptotic signaling pathway. The record is from RefSeq and is a predicted model, not a curated record. Lineage: Eukaryota; Metazoa; Chordata; Actinopteri; Salmoniformes; Salmonidae. Bases 117 to 7352 code for a protein of 2411 amino acids. Gene Ontology annotation, cellular component: nucleus.
UUCGUAGUUCCAAGUUGUCGUGAACACAACAACACAGUGGAGGAGAAGACAAAAUGGAAGGCUGUGUAGACGUUUUCCUACGACAGAACACAACUGGAUAACCAGUAAGGUCUACCAUGGAGGGCUUUAUGGAUAUCAAUGAGAUCCAUGACAUCACUGGCACUGAUACAGAGGAGCACAGAAUAGAUGCAGAGCAGGUGGAGGGGGCCGAGAGGAGUGCUAGGCCGACCAUCAGCGAGUUCAAAAAGACCUGGGGCUUCAGGCGGACCACGGUUGCCAGAAGAGAGUUUGUGGGAUUGGAUGAGCUUGAAGAUCCAGAAUCUCCACCCCUACCCACACGUCGAGGCAGAGGCCGCCCAGCCAAGACCUAUUCAAGACGUGGGCGAGGGGGGAGAAGAAGCAUCCCAGCCGACCUGGAGUACUCUGGAACGGCCUCCCCAAUUCCAAUGGACACAGAGCCUUCCUCAGAUCCCCAAGAGCCCUGCCCAGGUGGCAGCCUAGAUCCCACCUCUUGGCAGGACUUUGGAUCUGCAUUUGGCACUGCUUUUUCUCUACUUGGGGAGAAGGAGGAGGACUACAUGCCCAUGACUGCUCCUGCCCAAACUAUGGCUGCCCCUGCCCCUAGCUAUGGGGCUAGUAGGGUCGUGGAAGUUGCCUCCAGUAUUGAGGAGGACAGUGAUGAGCUGACCCUGAAGCAGCUCCAGGAGCGGCUGAGCACUAGGGGAAGAGGGGAGUCCAGGGGGAGGGGGGUCAGAGGGAGGGGGAGGGGAAGAGGGAGAGGGAGAGGUAGAGGACGUGGUAGAGGUAGGGGGCGUGGGAGGGGUAGGGGUGUAGAGCCAGAGUCGAGCACUGCGGAUGAAGAGGAGGUUAUUUUUGUAAAUGAGUUGGAACCGCAGCAGGUGCAUCAGCCUCAGGAGGAAAGGGAGAGGAGUCCUGAGAAGGUUGUGGUAGAGUCUCAAAGCCCUUCUCCUUCUCAACAGUCGAGCUCAGACUCUAUGCCUCCUCUUGAGUCUGAUCCAGAAACAACAGAAGAAAAGGCUAGCCAAAAUGAUAAUGUAACAGAGGCAAAGGACGAGGUGGAAGAGGAGAGGAUCGAGGAAGAAAAGUCUGAGUAUUCUAGCAUAUCGGACAGUGAGGGCUACAACCCCCAUGCCCUUUACUGCAUCUGUCGACAGAGGCACAACAAAAGGUUCAUGAUCUCCUGCGACAAUUGUCUGGAGUGGUUCCAUGGCGACUGCGUUGGCGUCAGCGAGAUUCAAGGCCGAAAGCUUGAGAGGAGUGGACGAGACUGGAUCUGCGCCACCUGCACCAACAAGUGCCAGAGCCAGCCAGACCCCCAGCAGAGCUCCCCUGACUGCCUGACACUGCCCUACUCGGGGGAGGAGGAGUUUGUACAUGAGGAGCAGGCCAGCGAGGAGGCUGUGGUGCAGGAGGUGACAGAGAUGGUUGCUGAGGCUGAGAUGGAGUUGGACGGUUCCCUACCCCAGUGCAUCGGCUCAGGGUGCAGUAAGCACGCCCUGCCCGACUCCGUUUACUGCGGCACAGACUGCAUCCUGCGGCACGCGGCUGCCACUAUGAAGACGCUCUCCAACUCCAAAGAGACUAAAACCAAGCAACGCCCACAGAGGAGAGCAGCAGCCAAACUUGGCCCUAAGGGUCAGAGGUCAGCUAGGAUGCCCCAGAGGUUGUUGGCAGAGCGGCCCGAAGAGGAGGGUGAGGAAGAGGAGGCUGAAGAAGUUGAGGACAAGGAAGCUGACACAUCUACAUCUGCCUUAUCCUGUGACCCUAGUCUCACUGCAGUACAGGCCACAUCCAUAGAAUCACCUAUGUUUUACAAGUCGACUGGAAAGGCCAGUGAGCAGGUAGAGGUUGAGAUUGAGCCCAUUUCUCCUCAGACACAUUCUCCAGAUAACUCUCCCUCAGACAUCAUCACUGAAUCCUCCCCUCCUCUGGGAAGUGCUCCAGGUAAAACCAAGAGACCAGCAAACAGCUGCAGUGUCUCCAGGAAAGCCUCUGUCGAUACAUCCCCUGUCAAACAACCCAAUCCCCCCAAAUCCAGCCACUCCCCGACCCCUGAGGCCCCAAGCACCUCAGCCUCCAGACACCAUGAAACAGGGGCCCUGAGGAUUGGCAAGACGUUCUUCACCAUCCCCAAGAAGCAGCCUCAACCCCUCGUGACUCCCACUCUACCCUCACCUCCACCCCCCACCCCAAUGAAUGAAACUAGGAUCCUGCCUGUGUCCCCAGCCCCUAUCGCCCCUUCCUCCAGACCCCCUCAGCCAGCCAACAACCAGGUCAGGCAGAGCAUCCAACGCUCCCUCACCAACAUCAUGUUCAAGAGGGUGUGCGACUGUGACGAUUUGGAGAGGUCUGAGAGUGAAGUGGCGAAGCUGGUCACCAGCAUCGAGACGGAGAUGUUUAACAUAUUUAACAAUACAGAUAGCAAGUACAUGAACAAGUACCGAACCAUCAUGUUCAACCUUAAAGACCCCAAAAAUAAGGGUUUGUUCUACAGCGUCUUCCGUGGUGAGGUCAGUCCCUUCAGACUGGCCAGGAUGAGCCAGCGGGACAUGCAGGCUACAAAGGUCUCAGAGCCGAACAAAAAAGACACUCCAGAGGUCCGGGAGUCUGGUCCCAAAGCCACAUGUGUGCUGCCAAAUCCAGCGCCUGAGCCAGUAAAGGUUGAUCUACCUAGUCUUCCCUUUAGGCCAAGUAGACACAUGGAACAGAAGAGCACUCUCCCUGCUGCCCCUAAGGCCAGACCUAACCAGUCGAGCCAGAACAGCUCAGUCCCAGACAUCCUCAGCUGCAUGCUGAAAGACACAACUGCAGAGCACAGAGCUCACCUGUUUGACCUCAAGUGCAAGAUCUGCACAGGUCAGAUAACAGUUGAGGGUGAGGAAGAGCCUGUACCCAAGAAGUCUAAACUCUCUGGGUCAUCGUCAUCCUCCACAAAUCCAGACGAAUGGAAAGACAGGCCGUCUCGGCCACCCUGGAUGUAUGCCAGAACAGAUCCCAGAACAGAGGAGAGAGGAUGGAGAACUCCAGCAGGAGAUGAAUCACCCCUCCUUGCACCCCCCGACUCCCCCACCAUGGGUUCCCCUGCCUCCCCCCUAAUGGAGGAUGACUCUGUCUUAACCAUCAUGGAAUCCCCCGCUUCACCCACAAUGGAAUCUCCCGCUUCUCCACCAAUGGAAUCUCCUGCCUCCCCCAUUUUGGAAUCCCCUGCCUCCCCUGUCAUGGAUUCUCCCGCCUCCCCCAUUCUGGAAACCCGCAAAGUCAAGACACCGUCCAGAAUGUAUACCCCAGUCAUGAUUCCGGCUGUUUCUACGGUAACCAUUACAAGGCGUGAUCCUCGCACUGCUGGCAACCGUUCUGCUGUUAUGUCUGGUGACCCCCACACCGCUGGCAACCGCACUCCUGCCAUGGCAACUGUCACCAUGUCUAAAGUCCCACCUCCACAAGUCUCUUAUGUCCCAGCAAAACAGAGUGUUACUCUGAGCAAGACAUUCAUGCCCUUGCCACCACCCCCAUCCCUUCCACCAAUGCCAGCAUUACCCAAAUCUAUCCUGAUGAAGCCAUCCUCAUCAUCGUUCUAUGGUUCUUCAGGAUCCUCUUCAUCCUCUUCAAGGGCUGUGAACUCCCACUCCCCCCAAGAUGGGGAGACAACCCAGUUCCUGGCCAAGCAGGAAGUAGUGUGGAAGGGCUUCCUCAACAUGAUCAGCGUGGCCAAGUUCGUCACCAAGGGCUAUCUGGUCUCCGGGCCUUCUGAAUAUCUCAAAGAGGAUCUGCCUGAUACCAUACAGCUUGGUGGAAGAAUCAUGCCUCAAACUGUGUGGGAUUACAUCGGGAGAGUGAAGACCUCUGUUACAAAGGAGCUGUGUGUGAUCCGGUUCCACCCAGCGACAGAGGAGGAGGAAGUGGCCUAUGUGUCUCUGUUCUCCUACUUCAGCAGCAGACGGCGCUUCGGGGUGGUGGCCAACAACAGCCGCAGCAUUAAAGACAUCUACCUCAUCCCACUCAGUGCAAAGGAGUCCAUUCCUUCCAAACUCCAACCCUUCGAAGGAUCAGGCUUUGAGAAGAAUCGCCCCAAUCUUCUUUUGGGACUGGUUAUUUGCCAGAAACCCAAACGUGCGGGAAGCUUGCCACAAGAGGUUGAAGAGAAGAGAGCCAAGAUCCACAUAUCCAAAGACUCCAGAGAUACUGGCCUCCCGAGACCCCCUACGCUGUAUGGGUCUGACCCUAGGACGGAGGAAUUCCUGCCCUACGACCCAGCGAUGCCCAUCAUGUCCACCCCUCCUGGUUCCCCUCCUUCCACUGGAUCCCCAUCAGACUCCUCCUCCUCUGGCUCACUGACUAUUCCAUCACUUCUGUCCUCCAUCAGAGCUGCUCUCCCUGCUUCUGCCCCACCCCCCAUCACUAGCACAUCCACCACUCCCCUGCAGACCAUCCUGAAGUCACUGUUUGGGAAGGACUCUCAUGCAGUCCCAGCAGUUGCAGCUUUUCCCCUUCCAACCACUUUGCCCCCUCCCCCAAUGGUAGAUCCGAUAGUACAGCAGUACGGGCAGAAAUCCAAAGUCAAAGAGAUUGAGGAGGAGGAAAAUGAAUAUGAUCGACCAUAUGACCCGGAGGAGGAGUAUGAUCCAGCAAUGGGCUAUGGAAGGGUUGCCCCAAUUAAUAUAGAUAAAAUGUUUGAGGCGAAUGCUGCCACUCAGGCCACGUGUGCAGAUGACGACGACGUGGCUUACGACCCUGAGGAUGAGACUAUCUUUGAGGAUAUGCACAAUGAUGGGGUCAGUGUAGGGAAAGUCCCAGCUCCAACUUCAGCUCCAGCUCCUACCCCAGUCCCAGCUACAGUACAAGACCCAUUCCCAGAUCCCAGUCCAGCUCCAGCCCCUCUGAGCCGCCCCAUUACUGGUGCUGUGAUUGUGUCAGCCGCUACUCUGACUGAACAACAGCGAAUGCUUGAGGAUCUCAACAGGCAGAUUGAGGAGCAGAAACGGCAGCUGAAGGAGCAGGAGGAGGCACUGCGUCAGCAGAGAGAGGCAGUGGGCAUGUUCAUGGCCCAUUUCUCUGUUUCCGAUGCCUUGAUGUCUCCCCCUACUAAAUCUGGGCUGUCUCACUUACAAACACAGCAGAGUGAAGGAGAGCAGUCUGAGGCAAAUCCUUCAGUCAAUCAAAGAGCUUUGAAAGGUAUUUUGAAAACGGAGGAAACAGAAGUACCAAUAAAACAGGAGAUUAAGAGAGAGACCAAGACUGUACCUCUUUCAGUGUCAAGAAAUGUGGAAAUGCCCAAUGCAUCACCAAAGCGGGUUAAAGAGAUUAAAAAGGAAAGUAUUCAGGCAACAGACAAUUCAGAUCCUGAAGCUGGUGAGAUCCAGGACUCUGAUGUAGCUUACGACCCAGAGGAUGACACUAUCUUUGAUGAGCUGAAAGACACAAAUGGAGAAGAAAAGGCGAAAACCUCAACUCGAUCAGAUUCAGCAAGGCGUUCUGAGCGUUCUCGUGACUCCUCAGUGUCUAGCUCGUGUCGUGGUGCAUCGUGCAAUGACACUCCUGAUAGGAGGCGUAAGCGUAGCAGCCAACCAGAUACUCACUCACCGAAAAGACGGGACCGUAAAGUCAGGGACCGCCAAGAAAGCCCUCCUCGUAGAUCUGGCCGCCGGUCCCCUGGACACUCUGAUAGGCGAAGGGAAAGACACAGACGGGGUGAGAGGAGCCGACCAUAUCACAGAGGUCGUCACCACUCUGAGCGCCCAGGCCGCCAUAUCCCUCAUAAAGAGCGUACUUCUCGACGCAGCUCUGGUAGCCAUAGAAGAUCCCCAUCUUCACCAAGACAAAAACAAGAUUCUGGCUCUAGGGGACUCUCAAAGGGUCAAAGGGAGACUUCUCCUCCAGUGUGGGAUGACUCAAAGGGCCCAGAGGCUACUGAAGACAUGGGUCCUACAAGUCCAACUCCAGCACUGGUCAUGGAGGCUAAUGACUCACCUCAGCCCCCUCUUGAAAGACAGGACAUUGAUGAACCACUGGGUGAUCGUUGUGAUUCUGGAGGUCCACCACAGGGAGAGAUUGAGGACACAGGCCAUCAAAUGCCCCAUGAGAAUCCCACUCCCCAGAAGCCUGCGGAUCAACAACCUUCUCAAAGCUUGCUGGGAUCACCAUCAAAAGGGCCCAACAACGAGCAAGGCCCCAACAUCCAGCUUCAAGACAAUAGGGAUAGGCCCUCUCAACUGGAACUACUAGAGCAAUGCAGUGUACAGAGCCCAUCAGACAUUAUGAGAGAAAAACAGUUUUCCUCACAAGGUCCUCCCCACAUGGCCUCUCCAAAUAACCAGGGUGAGCGGUCCAGCAGUUUAGAGAGGAGAGAUCCUGAUAUGAGGGAGGGAAGGAGAAACCAAGGGCCUGAUAUGAUGGGACCCGGGCCAAACAUGAGGGGUGAAAGGAGAGGGCCGCAAAUGAGGCAUCCAAGUCCAAAUAUCAGAGGUCCAGAUCCAGAACCAGACAUGAGGGGUGAAAGGAGCGGGCCACAAAUGAUGCAUCCAAGUCCAAAUAUCAGAGGUCCAGAACCAGAUAUGAGAAGUCCAGAUAUGAGAGAGGACCACUUCUCACCAACAACUUACUUUGGAGGAAAGAGAUCACCAUCGCCCCAUUUUAAUAAUCCAAGGAUCCCCUCAUCUGUUCCAAGAGGAAAUUUUAAGGAUCAACGGGGAGCACCUUGUCCUGGUUUCCGCCCCAGGGGUCCUCGUACCUCAAGGUGGAUGCCACCACGGUCCCGGUUUGAUGGUCCACAUAAUCCGCUAGUAGUAAGACCUCUAGAGCUGCUCGGAAAACAAAGAGGCACCAACCAGAAUCAUGACAAUGGAGGUGAGCCUAUUCAACCAGAAAUAAAGGAGCAACACAUUGCACAGAGCCCAUCAGACAUUAUGAGAGAGAACCAGUUUUCCUCACAAGGUUGUCCCCACAUGGCCUCUCCAAGCAACCACGGUGAGCGGUCCAGCAGUUUAGAGAGGAGAGAUCCCGAUAUGAGGGAGGGACGAAGACACCAAGGCCCAGACAUCAGAAGUCCAGAUAUGAUAGAACCAGGGCCAGACAUGAGGGGGUCAGUGCCAGACAUGUGGGAUGAUAGAAGGGGUCCAGGGCCAGACAUUAAAGGGCCAAGGCCAGACAUGAGGGGUGAUAGGAGAGGGCCAGACAUGUGGGAUGCUAGAAGGGGUCCAGGGCCAGACAUGAGGGGUGAUAGGAGAGGGCCAGACAUGUGGGAUGAUAGAAGGGGUCCAGGGCCAGACAUGCAAGGUUCAGGGCCAGAGAUGGGGGUCCAGGGCCAAUCAUGCGAGAUCCAGGGCCAGACAUGAGGGGGAUAGGAGAGGGCCAGAGCCCGAUAUGAGGGGUGAUAGGAGAGGGCCAGAGCCAGACAUGAGGGGUGAUAGGAGAUGGCCAGAGCCAGACAUGCGGGGUGAUAGGAGAGGGCCAGAGCCCGACAUGAGGGGUGAUAGGAGAGGGCCAGAGCCAGACAUGAGGG